UUGGCAUAUGCAUAGGAAUAGGCCUUACCUUCGAGUUCUUCUCCUCUAUGAACAAACUCUUAACUUUCAGUUGUUAAACAACAUUCAAGGUGAUUCUCGGAAGUGGGUAUUCAAAUAAGAUAUGAACAAGGUGAUUCAAGUUUAACCAGUCAAACCCUAGAAAGCAAAAGAGAAGAUUUGAUCAAAAUCUUCAGUAAAAAAACCAUGUCAAAGGAACAAAUUUCAGAGCUUGAGGCUCGCAUCGAUCAGCUUGAGGACAUGUCUAAGUUGGCUCGUGAGCAAGCUCAGUUCAAUGGUUUCAAGCUUCCGUUUAAUCCUUCUUUUCCUCAGGAGACUUUGGAGGAAACCGAUAAAAAGCGUGUUGAGACAUUGAUCAAAUAUUACGAUGAGGUUAUUGGCAUGGAUCCUGAAAAUGUGAAUCAUUAUGCAGGUCGUGCAGCAGCUCAUAUGGAUCUUAGAAACUGGAAUGCAGCGAAAACCGACUUGGGCAGGGUGGUGGAGUUGAGACCUGAUAUACGAAAUGUUUACACCAAUUUUUAUUUUGGAAUUAUAGAUUUCUAUCUUGGAAACUCUUCUUCUGCUAUUAAGUUUCUCGAUAGCGCCGUUCGCCAAUCUGAGCAUCAGCAGGUGGUCCCCAAUGGUUGGCAAGGGUUCUCCGAUGAGGAAAUGGUUGAACUUAAAGCACUAAUCUGGAAUAAUUCCGAGAAGAAACGAAGAUCUGAAAGCAUACGAAAGUUGAGGUAUUUAUGGAUGUUUUGCUUUCAUCUUACUAUGAUAAAGAAAAGGGGUCUUUUUGGUGGUCAUGUGCACCUGAUAAGUCCAAAAUACCCCUACAUAUUUUACAUAUCGCUCAUCUCCUCCUGUCCGGGUAAUUUCGAUGAAACUUUAACAGGGUAAUUUGCGUUACCUCCCCUGGCGAAGAUCAUAUUUUGAGUUACCUCCCCUACAGAACAAAUAUUAGUAAAACCUCCUCUCGUCACUUUUUUCAUCCAAACCCGGUUAGUUGAGUCAGCUGCUU
This is a messenger RNA of Papaver somniferum (opium poppy), 1018 nucleotides long. RefSeq lists its product as uncharacterized. The transcript has 4 exons. Bases 205 to 897 code for a protein of 230 amino acids. NCBI's taxonomy places the organism in Eukaryota, Viridiplantae, Streptophyta, Magnoliopsida, Ranunculales, Papaveraceae. Gene Ontology annotation, molecular function: protein binding. The record is from RefSeq and is a predicted model, not a curated record.